Messenger RNA from Prorocentrum cordatum, 450 nucleotides. Lineage: Eukaryota; Dinophyceae; Prorocentrales; Prorocentraceae. The record is from the annotation of a GenBank genome assembly.
AUGAGGGAGGUGAAGCUGGAACCCGACGUUAUCUAUACUAUAUGCGGUGGCGUCAGCGCGUGCGAGAAGGAUGGGCAGUGGCAGCGGGCCCUGGCGCUGCUGAGCGAGAUGAGGGAGGUGAAGCUGGAGCCCGACGUUAUCAGCUACAAUGCUGGGAUCAGCGCGUGCGCGAAGGGCGAGCACUGGCAGCGGGCGCUGGCGCUGUUGAGCGAGAUGCGGGAGAUGAAGCUGGAGCCUGACGGCAUCAGCUACAGCGCUGGAGCCAAUGCGUGCGUAACGGGUGGGAAGUGGCAGCUGGCGCUGAGCGUGCUGAGAGCCAUGCGUUUGAGAAGGUUGAACGUCGACUUCUUUGUCUACGGAAUUACCGCCAGCAUGUGCGAGCAAGGCGGGCAAUGGAGUCAAGUGCUGUCUUUAUUCAGGGAAGUGCUUGUCCUAGUUACGGGGGCAUGA